Funneliformis mosseae is the source of this 1827-nucleotide messenger RNA. Lineage: Eukaryota; Fungi; Glomeromycota; Glomeromycetes; Glomerales; Glomeraceae. The record is from the annotation of a GenBank genome assembly.
AUGUCUGUCAUGGAUUUUUAUCGUUAUACCGCAUUUAUAGACUGGACGUGUGCUAAUAUAGUAAAGCAUUAUCGUAAUAAUCUAGAACGAAAAGAUUGGGAAUAUGUACUUGAUAAAGUAAAGAAGGAUCUUCGAUACAUCACAACUUCAGAUUCCGGAUUUAGCCGCAAGCUGGGACUGCUAGUUGCCAGUGAUGAACUGCUUGUUCGACGCUUCUUUUUCGAGUGCAAACUGGGACUGCUAGUUGCCAGUGAUGAACUGCUUUCUUGGACCGCAAGUAAUAGGACAAAACAGAAUGAUACAGGUUUCAAGUUCGAGUUUCAUCAGAUAGAACAGCAGGUGCUCGCGACUGGAAAUACUGUAUCCAUUGACAAUAUCGAUAAUUGUCGUCUAACUGGAAAACAUCACCGAGAUGGUGGAGAGGAAAUAACGGAUAAAAAUGUAACCUUGCCGAAGCAGACGAAAAAAAUGAAAUUGAAAUCUUCUCGAACAAAACAAAAAUCCACUAUUUUCAAGUCCGAUGAGAGCGGAACGGAAGAUGCGAUCGUUGAAGAUACUUCAUACGAACGUCGUCGGCGUUGUUCUACCCCGGAAGAUAAGAUCAAAACAGUCAACUUGGAUGAGGUCCCUUCUGCAACGACAACAACUUCGUUAUAUGUUCCAUCUGCUCCAUCUACUCCUGAUUGCAAUAUUAGCGAAGAAUAUAUAAUUGUAGAAAACCGUAGUUAUUCUAUGGAUUACCUCACUGGUCCCGGUGUUCCCGAAUGGCGCCUGAACGAAAAUUCAAUUCGAUGGGUUGUAAACUACAUCGACAUCACUGAGAUAUGUCGUGAAUAUCGUGCAGUUGUGGUUAAAAAAUGUGAAUCGAUAGAAGUUACUUUGAAUGCUACAGAAGAACUGAUUUUAAGCCACGUAUUCGUAUUUCAAGAACAAAGUCCCCUCGGAUUAUGUGAAUAUUUUGAUGAUGAAUUAUGGGCGGAGCUUUUUGCCGAGUUUCAUGGGCUAUAUCCAUAUGCACCGAUCCCGGAUAAGAUUAGUAAUCUGUUUUUAAACAUCGUUAAGGAACCAAAUCAAACCGAACGUCAAAAACUUGCAAGGCGCUAUUUACGAAAUUUUGAAGCUAUAACCGAAGAAGAAGAAAUAAUCAUAGAGAUGUUUAGGGAACUGGUUGACAAUGAGCAGUCCUCAUUCACAAGAAAUUAUGUUGUUGAAGACACCCACACAAUUCGAAACAUCACCCCAAUAAUAUUAAAACCUUUCUUUAAGAACAAUAAAAGAAUUACCUUUGAAGGGGCGAAUAAGAUGUCGGAAUCAUCGGCAAUCGCAAAAAGACGUUUUGAUCCUGAACGUUUGGGUACGAAACCUGAUUUCACUGUCAUGACCACGAAUCCACAAAAACACGUUGAAUUGUUUAUCGUUGAGAUCAAACCGAAUAAAACGAACACUGCUCUUAUUUCGGAGGAUUUUGUCUCCCUCGGGAAAACGAUGAAGUGUGCGAUAGAUAAAUCUAUCAAAGACGGUGCAGAUGACCUGGUUAUAUGUGGCAUGCAGGUUAUCGGGUUCUUGGGAAGAGCCUAUGUGAUGGACCUCCGGUUCGAAGGGAUCUACCGCAUGAUAUUAAUUGGAGAGUUCGAGCUUCCAAGGGGUUCCACAUCGUGGGGUACUGCCUUGCAGUGCUAUCAAAUCCUGAACAUAAUUCGAGUUAUAGUCAAUAAUGGGGCCACAUCGUAUCAGACCGCAAUAAGAAUGAACAAACAAUCAAAAUCAAGAAUGAUGAUCAAGCCAAUGUUUCAUAGUCCGACGAAGGUACAAAAAUGCAAACAAUAG